AAAUUGUUCGUCUGAACUUUUGAUCAACCCCAGUAGACGCUAGUCUCUUUCCCGCCUCUCUUGGCCGGCGCUUUGUCCCAUGUUUUUGAACCAAGCCAAGACUGGUGAACGGCUGAAGUUGCGUCUUCUGCUCUCGUUUUUCGUCUGCUUCAACGAUGUUCAGUUUCCAUGACUCCUUGUCGUUUCUUAUUCCACAUCUUCAACAAUUCAACACACUAACUCAAGUGUUUCUGAGAGCAAUCUUAAGAUGGAGGUUUCUAGCCCACCCUUUGGCCUGGAAGAAGCCUACAACACACUGUUGACACCAGGUGCACUGUCAUUUAUUGGGGACAUCGCAGUCAAAUUUGAUCAGAGAGUGGAACAGAUGCUAAAUGACAGAAUUCUCAAGAAGGCACACCUCGAUCGGUCCAGAGGUCUUCCUGAUUUCUCGCCAGAGACAAGUCACAUAAGGACAGGCUCCUGGAAGGUGGAUCCUGUCCCAAGGAGGCUGACAAACAGACACGUAGACCUGGGCGAUGUGUCUCCAGCCAACACCGGGCAUUUUGUGCAAGCACUGCAAUCUACUGCCCAAGGCAUACAGACAGACUUUGAUGAUGGCCAUUGUCCAACAUGGCAAACCCAACUGCAAGGGAUGUUCAACAUCUACCAGGCUGUACACGACAAGCUGUACGCUAACAUGCCGUCCAUUGACAACCUACCUGUACUCAUGCUGAGACCCAGGGCAUGGAAUAUGGUGGAGCACAAUAUGCUGGUCUAUGGCAAGGAGGUCCCUGGGCCCAUCUUUGACUUUGGCUUGCUGAUGUUCCACACGGCCAAGAUUCUUCAUGCCAAAGAGAGUGGGCCUUUUUUCUACUUAUCCAAGCUUGAGGGAUACAAAGAGGCCAGGCUUUGGAAAGACAUCUUUGUGUUUGCAGAGGAGAAGCUUGGAUUGAGAAUUGGCACCAUUAAAGCGACUGUGCUAAUUGAGAACAUCUUUGCGGCAUUUGAGAUGCAUGAGAUACUGUAUGAGCUCCGCUACCACUCCGCCGGCCUCAACUGUGGUAUCUGGGAUUAUUCUGCAUCUUUCAUCAAUAAACUUGGAAACAGGCCGGAGUUUGUGCUUCCAGACCGCAGCAAGUACGUCAACAUGCAGAGGCAUUUCCUGAAGAGUUACAUGGCACUGACGAUCAAGACGUGCCACGGCCGUGGAUGCCAUGCCACGGGAGGAAUGAGUGCAACCUUAUUGCCUGCGACACUAGGCCCAGAGUAUGAUAGACUUAUGGAUGUGGCUUGCAGAGCCAAGUUGACUGAAAUCAAGGCUGGGGCAGAUGGAUUCAUGGUGUAUGACAUACGUCUUGUCAAGCCCAUGCAAAAGUUGUUUGAGAUGUACGCCCCUGCUGCAAACCAGUACAGCGUUCUCAGACCUGAUGUGAAUGCCACCAAAGAAGACUUGCUGCUAAUGCCAUCGGGAGGCGUGACAUUGGCUGGUCUGAAACACAACAUUGCUGUUGCUGUCCUGUUUAUUGAGUCUUGGUUAAAAGGACAAGGGCAUUUCUUCUACAAAGGGGCUAUUGAAGACUCAGCAACAGCAGAGAUAUCCAGGUCCCAGGUGUGGCAGUGGAUCCGUCACAGGGCACAUCUAGAAGGCAAUCAUCAACUCAUCACAUACUCCCUCGUCAAGGACCUGUGCCAGCAGUUCCUCGACCGGCAAAUCCAAGACAACCCCUACUUUUCCACCACGGAGCAGAGAAAGCGCCUGCUGAGGGCAGCGGACAUUUUCCGCCAGCUCGUCACCAAGACGGCCUUCCCAGAAUUCAUCACUACGUACCUGAGCUUGGAGAACAGUUUUCGAACCAGCACCUGGCAUGCAUCGAAACUGUAGGAUUUUGUUUUUUGAUGAAGUACAAUUAGUGAAAAGCCGGUGGGGGUUGCAGGUCAUAUGAACAAGAUUUUUGAAACCAUUGUUUGAGGGGAGUGGUCUUUUGGGCUGGACACACAGUCUAGUAGCCACUUGCUGAGCACUGCUAUUCAAAUGUAGUCUCUGUAAAACCCAAAUGUUUGUUAUUAAAAUGAAUAGAAUGUUUGAAAAAUGUUACUGAACUUUUCGAGCUUUUUUUUUGCAUUUCUUUUCGCUUAGAAAAGAAAAUCAUGUUUAUAGUCAGUGGAUUUAUUAUUCAGUAGUUAACUCUAUCUGUUUUCGGGCAUUAUUUUGUGUAAUCUGAUAAACGUAUUUUUGUCAGUCCAGACAAAAUUGACAAAUACAGAAUGGUGUUUCACAAGAUUUUCUGUUACAAUAAGUUUCCAAUUAGAAUUUAAUCACAGACACUGCAUUGAUGGUAUCAGAUAUUCAUUUUUCAUCCAGGCAUUGGGCAUUUUAUUAACUGAUACUUGCUAUAUUGCCAAUUCAGAAAAAUUUGUAAUUUAAGUAAAAGGUUUGUUUAGAAGGUUGAUCUGCUAAAAUAAACUUUCAAAUGCAAGUUCAAAACUGAGUCUGCUAUACAUCCUGUAUCAAGUCUGUUAUGUCACUCAAAACAAUGGUUUAUAAUCUACAUGCAGGAUUGGGGAUUUUUGUUUUGUUUCUACUGCUUAAUGUUUUCAUCUAAAUUACAUACACUGACAUAAAUGAAGUAUCAUAGACUUGUUCUUAUUAGGGGUGUGCAUUGGAACCAGGUACCGGAGUACCCGGCCGCUGACGUCAGGAACCGGUUCCAGAUUAUGGGAUCGGGCACCUGUAACCAACUUUACCAAUUACUUAGUAACUCCUCCGACAAUGAAACAGAAAGGUUUUGAAUGUCAAUUGUGGGGAAUUUCCAAAGUGAAAACCAGGCUACAUGGAAAACCAAAACAGAUGUCACGUUCAUGAUACUCAUGAAAGUUGCAAUUUUCACCUAAAGCUGUAAAGCUCACUGUACUACACACAUGAAUUGCUGCACUGACGCAGUGAUGUGGUAGUAUUAUCGCGCGCACCUUAAUGAACAAUCUCAACAGAAACUUCCGAGAUUUGUAUUUCUGGGUUGGUUUUCUUUAACAGGUACCAUUUUUUUUUUCAAUUGGGUAUGGGGUGAGCAUUUACGGGUUGUACGGGAACUGGGCCCCCCUACUUGUUCUGACAGUAUUGAAAUAAUAUUCAAGACAGAAUCACACUUCCAAAAUAAUCUUUUAUUCCCACUGGAUGUGAAAAUCAACACACACUGAUGCACAGGGAAUGUAUGCUUGCGUUAAUCAAAAUUGUUUAAGCACUCAUCAGCGCAUAAAUUAAAUUCACAUGCCUCACCAAUUCAUGCCCGUUAUUCAUAGUUUCUUUAAAAAAAUGUUUUAAGUAUAAACAUUUCAAGUGCAAACAGCACACUAUAUUGAAAAUAAAAUGCAGAAGCAUGAUGAUGAUGUGUUGCGAUCCAAAGGAAUAAAAAUGAAGGAAAGUUUAAUUUAUAAAGAGGGGGCACUAUUACUUGGAAAAUUGUUUUCUGGCCAGCUGCAAUUGCUUUCCACACGGGAAAAAAAGUGCACUUUAAUUGACUGCUAUGGUUAAAAGAAAUGUAUGUUUCAAACAUGGAUUUAUUCAGAAUCGAGCAAAUGUAACCGGAGGAAAUUAUUUAAAAAUCUGGUAUUUUUCAAAGCAACAAUGCCCAAUCUCUAAAAUGUCUUGGUGCCUGAUUAACCCAAUAGUAGCCAUGGGGCUAUUUGAUUGUUGAAUGAUAGAUUUCUAUUCCACGACCUGUUUUAUACAUAAAAUUAAUAUAAAUGUAUGUAAACCAAAGAAUAAUAAAAAAGAAUAUAGAUUAAUUUACAA
Molecule: messenger RNA, 3769 nt
Organism: Patiria miniata (bat star)
Lineage: Eukaryota; Metazoa; Echinodermata; Asteroidea; Valvatida; Asterinidae
Product: oocyte zinc finger protein XlCOF6-like
Exons: 13
Coding region: 248-1861 (537 amino acids)
Biological process (GO): regulation of transcription by RNA polymerase II; glyoxylate cycle
Cellular component (GO): nucleus; cytoplasm
Molecular function (GO): RNA polymerase II cis-regulatory region sequence-specific DNA binding; malate synthase activity; DNA-binding transcription activator activity, RNA polymerase II-specific
Source: RefSeq, a predicted model, not a curated record